Trichoplusia ni (cabbage looper) is the source of this 1488-nucleotide messenger RNA. RefSeq lists its product as uncharacterized. The record is from RefSeq and is a predicted model, not a curated record. Lineage: Eukaryota; Metazoa; Arthropoda; Insecta; Lepidoptera; Noctuidae. The transcript has a single exon. The coding region runs from base 1 to 1488 and encodes 495 amino acids.
AUGCCUAAACAAAUUAAGAACACUGUUGAAGAAAUAAACAAAAAUGAAUUAACAGACUCUUCUCUUACCUAUACAGAGACAGUCAGUGAAGUUAUAAAUUCAUCUAUGAAUGCUAAUUCCACAAAGGUGCCCGACCAAAACACAACCAUUGAUCAGGAUGAAUUUAUUAACAAGACGUACAAUUUGAUUGAUACUGAUAAUAAUAUCGCCAGUCUUGAACCUACAGUAAUAGUGAAUGUCGGAGAAAUUACUAUACCAACGCCAAUAUCAAAGACGACUAAUACUUCAGAAGAUUUGCCACUGAAUAGUGCACCGACCCAAACCAGCUUAAAUGACACAUUACCGUUAAACAUUACGGGAAAAACAGUUUUAAGAGAAAAAACUGAUAACGCGAUAGUAAAACAAUAUACACAAGAAGUCAAAACUAUUAUUGAAAAUAUGCCGGAAGUUCCAAUCCCAAAUAAUGUUACAGAUGAAAAUACACAAAUCGAUUCAAUAAAUGUUUUAAAAGCCAACGAAUCAGACACCACUUUUGACAAUAUUACUUCUUCUAUUUCAACAUUAACAACAACAACUCCUUCAACAAUUCUAAUUGAUACAACAUUGACGCCGGUUCCAACAAACAUGAUACAAACGGGUCUGAAUGAAAUUACAACUAUUUCGUCCGCAACUAUUCUAGAUGCUACGGCAAAUUCUACUUCUGAAUCUACACUGGAACCUGUAAAUACGACCGAUGCAACACAAAUUACUGUUUUACGUGAAUCUAUACCUGCAGAAAAAAAUCAAACAAAUGAUCCCAACGGACCUUUGGAAACAAAUGUUGAUUUCAAUAAAACUAAAAGCGGUGAUGAUUUAACCCGUGCUCCACAACUAAUAAUACAGCAAACCGAGCCUACUUUACAGUUUGAAAGUAUGACGUCAUCACCGUCGGCAACAACCGUUCCAGAAAUACAGAGUGUGACAGAAUUUACUGUCACCAAUUCAUCGAAAGGACUCGUUGAAAAUUUGACAUUAACACAAGGUAACGAUACCACUACCACUGGUGACAGCAUUUUAACUGCGGAGAGUGAAGUUAUUAAUACAGUUGAAAAUGUAGCCACAAACGUGAAUGAAAAUAAUUCUAGUUACGUAAGAAAUGGUGAAGUUUUAGCGACGGAAGUAUCUGUUGAAUCCACAACAUCUUCAACUAAUUCAUCAAUAAUAUCUAUUACACAAAACCAACGUGAAGAAGCGACUUCAACAGUGGCAACUUCGCAGACACAAACUACUCAUUCGCCAUUUCAAUUAGAGCUUACGGAUGUAGUCCCAGAAAUUAAGGAAACGAAUGAAACACGUUCUAUUAUAUUACGGGAUGGAUUUAACAGCACUGUCACUCAAGACCCAAGAACCAACACCACAAUAGUUAAAAGGAUAAUUGUUGAUGAUACAACAGGCAUUGGAAGCGCCGAUUCUAAAUCAAGACAGAGAAAUAUUACCUUCAACGCCUAA